This is a messenger RNA of Epinephelus fuscoguttatus (brown-marbled grouper), 934 nucleotides long. Its product is annotated as poly(A) polymerase type 3-like. Gene Ontology annotation, molecular function: poly(A) RNA polymerase activity. The record is from RefSeq and is a predicted model, not a curated record. Gene Ontology annotation, cellular component: nucleus. Bases 41 to 934 code for a protein of 297 amino acids. The transcript has 9 exons. Lineage: Eukaryota; Metazoa; Chordata; Actinopteri; Perciformes; Serranidae.
GUCACUCUAUAAGGAGUGGCUCCAAGAAAUCUGUGAACAAAUGAACGUACCUGAAACAGUCACUGCACACGUUGGUGGCAAUCUCGUCCUGUUCAGUUCCUAUCAUCUGGGAGUUCACUCAAAAGGUGCUGAUAUCGAUGUCCUCUGUGUUGGACCCAGUUUUCUUGAGAGAAACGAUUUCUUCACCUACUUCUUUCAAAAGCUGAAAGCUCAGGAGGAGGUCAACAACAUACGGGCUGUUGAAGAGGCAACUGUUCCGGUCAUCAAGUCUUCCUCUGAAGGAACUGAGGUAAUUUGUUCAGAGAAAAAGUAUAAACUCUCCUGUGUGCAGUAUCCCUCUUUAAGAUUUGUCUGCAUGUGUCUUGAUCAUUGCUACAGAGUCACAGAGGAGAUCCUCAGAGCCGUGCCCAACAUGCACAACUUCAGGCUCACUCUGAGAGCCAUCAGACUGUGGGCCAAACGCCGUAACAUUUACUCCAGCACCCUGGGCUUCCUUGGUGGUGUUUCAUGGGCCAUAAUACUGAUUGCCAGAAUUUGUCAACUAUACUCAAACUCUACAGCGUCCACCCUGGUGACCAAAUUUUUCCUGGCCUACAGUAUAAGGACUUGGCCAACCAUAAUUCAGCUGAACAUACCAGAGAAGUGCAAAUUCAACCUCCCUUUCUGGGAUCCCAGGAUUCAUCCAAGCGACUGCUACCACCUCAUGCCCAUCCUCACCCCAUCAUACCCGGUGCAGAACAGCAUGGUCAACGUGUCUCACUUCACGGUGGCCAUCAUGUCAGAGGAGUUCAAGCGAGGCCACACCAUCACCGAGGAAAUACAACAGAACAAAGCAGAGUGGACCAAACUGUUUGAAACUCCAAACUUCUUUGAGAAGUACCAGUAUGUAUUUUCACAGAAGCUGAAAAUAAGGACAAAAUACACCACUUUGUAA